This is a messenger RNA of Cottoperca gobio, 2957 nucleotides long. Its product is annotated as acetyl-coenzyme A synthetase 2-like, mitochondrial. NCBI's taxonomy places the organism in Eukaryota, Metazoa, Chordata, Actinopteri, Perciformes, Bovichtidae. The record is from RefSeq and is a predicted model, not a curated record. Gene Ontology annotation, molecular function: acetyl-CoA synthetase activity; AMP binding. Gene Ontology annotation, cellular component: mitochondrion.
GGAGUUUUCCUCUUUAAAGUUGAGCAGAGUAACUUUCAAAACUAUUUGCGAUCAUAACCUCAGAUAGCACUAGAAUACUGUCAUUAUGUGGCUCCCUCGCGGAUGUACUUCAAAGAACAUCGUUACUUCCUUCGGUCGUCGGGUUUUUCAAUCGUAUUUCCGUGUUUUGGGUCAAUGGAGACGUAACGUCGCGACAUUUAUGCCGGAGGCUGCGGGGUUUGAAGGAGUGAGCGACUGCUCGUCCCUGCAGGAGUUCUCCGUCUCCAACAGCGAGAGCUUCUGGGCCGCUGCGGCGCGUGAGAGGCUGAGCUGGAUCCGACCUUUCCACACGGUGCAGGACUGUGACCUGAGCCGGGGGAAAAUCAAGUGGUUUGAGGGAGGACAGCUGAAUGUGUCCGUGAACUGCCUGGACCGCCACGUGCACACCUGUCCUGAGAGGGUGGCUCUGAUCUGGGAGAGAGAUGAACCGGGGUCAGAGGUCAAGGUCACCUACAGGCAGUUGCUGGAGAUGACAUGUCGCCUAGGCAACCUGUUAAGACGGCGUGGCGUGAAGAGAGGGGACUGUGUCACCAUCUACAUGCCUCCAUGCCCUCUGGCUGUGGCGUCCAUGUUGGCCUGUGCCCGCAUCGGUGCAGCACACAACGUGGUGUUUGCAGGGUUCAGUGCCGAAGCCCUCGCAGAGCGAAUCAGAGACGCCCAGUCCAGCACCGUGAUCACGGUGAACCAGGGCGUCAGAGGGGGAAAGGUCACGGAGCUGAAGAGGACGGUGGAUACGGCUGUUCAGAGCUGCCCGACAGUACAGCAGGUGUUUGUUGCCAUGAGAACAGAGAAUCCGGUCGCCAUGACAGCCAGGGACGUCGACAUGGAGGAGGAGAUGCUCAAGGAGGAUGUGGUGUGUGAGCCGGCUGCCAUGAACAGUGAAGACGUCCUGUUCCUGCUGUAUACAUCGGGCAGCACAGGGAAGCCCAAAGGACUCGUCCACACUCAGGCUGGAUACCUGCUGUAUGCCGCUCUCACACACAGGUAUGUCUUCAGCUACCAUGACGGAGAUGUGUUCGGCUGUGUGGCAGAUAUCGGUUGGAUAACAGGACACAGUUACAGCGUCUACGGGCCUCUGGCCAACGGGGGAACCACUGUCCUGUUUGAAAGCACUCCCAUUUACCCCGACCCAGGAAGGUACUGGGAGAUGGUUCAGAGACUUAAGAUAAACCAGUUUUACGGGGCUCCGACAGCGAUCCGCCUGCUGCUAAAGUACGGAGAUCAGUGGGUGCACAAAUACGACCGCUCAACCCUCAAAACUCUCGGCUCUGUGGGUGAACCCAUCAACACUGAAGCGUGGGAGUGGUACCACAGAGUGGUCGGGGAUGGACGCUGCCCUGUGGUGGACACCUGGUGGCAAACAGAGACAGGUGGCAUCUGCAUCACCCCAAGGCCAUCAGACCCAGACGCAGAGAUUGUCCCAGGAAUGGCUAUGAGACCUUUCUUUGGGAUUAAGCCCGUUCUCAUGGACACUGAGGGAAAAGUGCUGACUUCCAACGACACAUCUGGAGCUCUGUGUUUAGCUCAGCCUUGGCCUGGUAUGGCCCGAACCAUUCAUAACCACCACCAGAGAUUCAUUGAGACCUACUGUCAGCCUCAUCCUGGUUACUUCUUCACUGGCGAUGGCGCCUAUCGCUCUAAGGAGGGUUAUUACCAAAUCACUGGCCGCCUUGAUGAUGUCAUCAAUGUGAGCGGUCACAGGAUUGGGACGGCAGAGAUAGAGGACGUGGUGAAUCAAUGCUCUGGAGUGGCUGAGUCUGCGGUCAUAGGAUACUCGCACGACAUCAAAGGACAAGGUGUGUAUACCUUUGUGGUGCUAAAAAAGGAUGUGGACGAUCAAGAGGCGGACCUGUCUCGGCAGCUAAACAACAUGGUGUCUAAAAAGAUCGCCAAGUACGCCUGUCCAGACUUCAUCCAGUUCGUCCAGCGGCUGCCAAAGACGCGCUCAGGAAAGAUAAUGCGCCGGGUGCUGCGGAAAGUGGUGGAGCGAGACUUGAGCGGGUUGGGUGACCUCAGCACGCUGGACGAUCCUGCGGCAGUUGAAGAGAUCAUCCAAGGUCACCGUGAGCUCUGCCGUAAACAACAACCGUGAUGCGUUUUCUGAAAACAUUCUCAUCUAAAGAAGAAUUUAAAAGAGAUGCUUGCACGUAACUCUGUUUCACUUAACAAGCAAUUGUAUCAAAGAUUUUAAAGGCACAAUACAUUUUAGCUUUUAUUGUAAAUAUGACAUUGUUAUAAAAUCAGGUAAAUACUAUAUAAUCUACAGAUGUACUCUGCUCUUGAUAGGAGUUACAUUAUUGGUACUAAUAUUCCCAAUGUAGUGAUUGUAAACAUAAUCAAAAAAACAAAUGUAAAAAGGCACACAAGAUGUACUGAGUCUUUCCUUCCUGAUGUUACAGGAAUACAUAAACACUGCAUGAGCACAGCUGUCCACCUCCACUGGAGGAUCUGGGUUUUAAAGUACCUCUAGUGUUACUAACUGAAGAAUUCAGGAGUGUUUUCUGUCCUCGUCUCCCACACUUAAGCGUUCUUCAUGUCCAGGAUUUUAAUAGAGAGGACUUUGCAUUCUCAGGGCUUUUUCUCCCAUUGCCUCCUUUUAACUUGGUUACCUCCCACUGGCCUCCUCCACAUAGUUUCAACUGGACGUCAUGGUACUGUGCGAAACAGAGUGACAGAGUUAAUAUCCUUCAUAGAUUUAGACGGAUCAGAGCAAGACGAGGUAAAAUUGAGACAUUAAAACCAAAUAAUCUGAUAACAAAGCACGGAGAAACUUUAAAAAAUAUCAAAAAUAAAUGAAAGUUCACAAACUCAAAUAUUUUCAUUCCUGUUGUUUCCUUGUAUGCUUUACAGAUUGUAAAUGAGGAAUAUUUGUAAUUUGUGAUAUUUGACUGUAUAAAUCAAAUUUGAUUGAUCGAUAA